UGAUUACUUACCAAUUAAGCAUUGUUUUUAUGGACCUGGACAGAAUAUUCCUAGUGUCGCAUUUGGCAUAUGGGAUCCACAAAGGUACAAACGGUUCAAGGCAUCUAAUAACACUUCUAUAGUAGUAGUUCCAUUAUACGACUGCCACUUCUCUGCCUCUAUCUCUUUCUCUAUUGAAGAAGAAGAAGCCAUGGGAUCUCUCUGGGUUUCUUUACGAAACUUUUCGAUCAUUUCUCUUUUGAUUUUAUCUAUUGUGAAAUCGUGUUAUGGGUAUACUUGGAAAACUCCGUUUGAUCCAGAGGAUAUUCUUCCUUUAGUACCUAAGAAAAUAUCAUGGCCUAUACUGAAUUCUCUUCAUAGUGCUGUUGAUCUACUUCCUACUUUUGUUGGAGCUGCUUCUUCUUCUAAUGAUACCCUUGAGUGGAAAGGUGCUUGUUUUUAUAAAACUAACGCUUGGAUGGAGUUCCAUAAUAAAACAGGUAGUCAGUUUGGUGGUGGUACUCUUCAUAUCCAGACUAGUAAGCCACAUAGUUGGACAUGUAUGGAUCUCUACAUCUUUGCAACUCCAUACCGUGUGACAUGGGACUACUACUUCUUGGCCCGGAAACAUACUCUUGAGCUGAAAGAGUGGGUAGGGAGAGCUGAAUAUGACUAUGUUAAAAAUAAUGGCGUAUCAAUCUUCCUUAUGCAUUCAGGGAUGAUAGGAACACUUCUAGCCCUUUGGGAUGUCUUUCCUUUGUUCACAAAUACUGGAUGGGGUGAGAAUUCAAAUCUUGCUUUUCUCGAGAAACACAUGGGAGCAUCCUUUGGUGUACGUGCUCAGCCAUGGGUUACAAAUAUAACGGUCGAUAGCAUUCACUCGGGAGAUUUCUUAGCCAUAUCAAAAAUACGCGGGCUAUGGGGAGGUUUCGAGACCAUGGAGAAGUGGGUUACCGGAUCUUAUGCCGGGCGUACAGCAGUUUGCUUGAAAGAUUCCGAAGGAAAGUUAUGGGUUGGAGAAUCUGGUCAUGAAAAUGAGAAGGGGGAAAAUAUUAUUGCGCUGAUGCCAUGGGAUGAAUGGUGGAACUUUGAGCAUACUAAAGACGAUGCUAAUCCUCAUAUUGCAUUGCUACCUUUGCACCCUGACAUUCGGGUCAAAUUCAAUGAGACUGCAGCCUGGGAAUAUGCGAGAAGAAUGGCAAAGAAACAAUAUGGCUACCAUAAUAUGAUAUUUAGCUGGAUAGACACUAUAGAUGGGAAUUACCCACCUCCAUUGGACGCACAUUUGGUUGCUUCUUUUAUGACGGUGUUUAAUCAAAUACAGCCGGCAUAUGCUGCUAAUAUCUGGAAUGAAGCAUUGAACAAGAGGCUUGGUACCCAGAAUCUUAGCCUUCCCGAGGUUCUAGUAGAAACUGAAAAGCGUGGUCUGCCUUUCGAUAAAUUGCUGACAAUCCCUGAACAAGACAACUGGGUUUAUUCUGAUGGGGCAUCAACCUCUUGUGUCGCCUUCAUUCUUGAAAUGUAUAAAGAGGCUGGACUGUUUGAUCCAAUUGCAAGCUCCAUCCAAGUUACCGAGUUUACGAUAAAAGAUGCAUACACCCUUAAGUUAUUCAAAAAUAACUCAAGCCGCCUGCCAGCAUGGUGCAACGACGGGGACGACGUGAAGCUUCCCUACUGUCAAAUUAAAGGCAAGUAUAGAAUGGACCUACCUGAUUACAACACCAUGGAUCCAUAUCCUCAUAUGAACGAGAGGUGCCCAACUCUACCUCCUGAAUAUUACAGGCCUAAGAACUGUUAAGCUACUUCCUUUGUUCUUUUUAGUUAGUCUUGUAGUCAUUCCUGAGUUUAAUCUCUGUCCAUUCUCUGUUAGUUAUACCAUUUAUAUUGUUCGAUAAAUAUGUGAAAAAGGUUAUAUAAGUGAUUAACGAAGUGUACAAAAAAUGUAUGUAGGAUAUAAUACCUGUACAGUAUGUGGGGAAACAAUUGGUAGAAAUACAUUUUGGGAUUCACACCUGUAUAGUUGAUGCUAAGAAUCUUUCUUCUUAUGGUGAAAUUGAUUAACAUCAUUUAA
Papaver somniferum (opium poppy) is the source of this 2050-nucleotide messenger RNA. RefSeq lists its product as uncharacterized. The transcript is spliced from 7 exons. The coding region runs from base 191 to 1777 and encodes 528 amino acids. Lineage: Eukaryota; Viridiplantae; Streptophyta; Magnoliopsida; Ranunculales; Papaveraceae. The record is from RefSeq and is a predicted model, not a curated record.